Molecule: messenger RNA, 884 nt
Organism: Gossypium raimondii (Peruvian cotton)
Lineage: Eukaryota; Viridiplantae; Streptophyta; Magnoliopsida; Malvales; Malvaceae
Product: GTP-binding protein SAR1A
Exons: 3
Coding region: 133-714 (193 amino acids)
Biological process (GO): membrane organization; vesicle organization; intracellular protein transport
Cellular component (GO): COPII vesicle coat; endoplasmic reticulum exit site
Molecular function (GO): GTP binding; GTPase activity
Source: RefSeq, a predicted model, not a curated record
UUUCAAUUCAACCCCUCUUAAUUCCUUACAAGCUUAUAUAUACACAUUUAUUUCUUCUUUUCCCCCUUUCAAAGAUCCAAGCUUUGGAUCUAUCAUUGCAAUCAAGGGAGAAAAAAAAAAAAAAAACAAGCCAUGUUUUUAUUUGAUUGGUUUUAUGGGAUUCUUGCAUCUUUGGGUUUGUGGCAAAAAGAAGCCAAGAUUUUGUUUUUAGGACUUGACAAUGCUGGCAAGACCACUCUUCUUCACAUGUUGAAAGAUGAGAGAUUAGUUCAACAUCAACCAACCCAGCACCCAACAUCUGAGGAAUUGAGUAUAGGCAAAAUCAAGUUCAAAGCUUUUGAUUUGGGUGGUCACCAAAUCGCUCGCCGUGUCUGGAAGGAUUACUAUGCUAAGGUUGAUGCAGUGGUAUAUUUGGUGGAUGCGUACGACAAGGAAAGAUUUGCAGAGUCGAAGAGGGAAUUAGAUGCGCUGCUUUCAGAUGAAGCAUUGGCCAAUGUUCCUUUUCUAAUUCUAGGCAACAAGAUUGACAUUCCGUACGCAGCUUCAGAAGAUGAGCUUCGUUAUCAUCUUGGGCUGACCAAUUUCACGACUGGGAAGGGCAAGGUCAAUCUUACAAACUCCUCCGUUCGACCCCUUGAGGUGUUUAUGUGCAGCAUUGUUCGCAAAAUGGGAUAUGGUGACGGCUUCAAAUGGGUCUCUCAAUAUAUUAAGUAGAUAAUAUCUUCCUAAACCUUUUUAUUGCUGUGCCGCUGUAUUCCUGCCUUUGUUUGUUGCUUUGUUAGGCCUACUGUUAAGCUCUUUUUUGGGAUAUAUAUGAAACUGCAUAUUACUUUUUUGAUAGACACAUUACUUUUUUUUUAAUAUUAUAAGCUUAAACAUGGAAA